CUAUUGCCCUCUUCUUCCCGUUAAGGCCCGCGGCUACUCACCACCUCUUUGGACACCUGACGCACUGCCAGACGGCGCCUAUUGGGGACACCCGCCCCACCUCACCUACAGGCAACCGGAGCCGGCUCGACAUCAAAAGUCGCCACCUGCCGGCCUCGCUACGUUCAAUGUUCCCCCGUCACUUCACUUCCACAACUACAGAGGCAGGCCUGAAAGGUCUCGUGACUGCAUGAGCGGGACAAAACAUAUCCCCGUGGCUGCGUCUGCUCGAGCCCUUUCUCCCGUCCGCCCUCCUCUCUCCUCCAACAACAACUCCGCCUCCAAAACGAAGAUGCCUUCUCCACGCUCGUCACCCGCCAUACGGCCACAGUCACCUCUCUCUCCGCGCUUCGACACUGCGUCACGAUUUGAGCCGCUGCGUCCUCCAUCGCCACGCAGCAUGAGCACCCGACCCGGCAACACUCAGCGGCGAGUCAACUCACACGGGCUGAAACUACCCUCACUUCCUCGCUUCCAUCCCUCCAACUACUCCUCCCCCCAAAGCAGCGCGCAAACGACUCCCGAUGCGGGUCCGACCUCGCCGCAGAUCCCAGCUCCCCCACGCCUCCAUCAAAGAGUGGUCAGCGACGCACAGAAACAUCUAUUGGCAUACCAACGAGAGACGGUCUCCGCCGCCGCACGGUCGUCAGCCCCAACACACCUCGACGACCCCGAGAGCCCUCGUCUCAUGCCAUUGGGCAGCCCUGGUCCCGUCACCCCUCUCGAACUUGAAAGCGAAGGCGACGACUAUCUUAUGAGUGGAGGGGGGCCCACUCGCGACCAAGCUGUAGAGUCUCAGGAACUCGUAGAGCGGCUCCUGCAUCAGCAAGGCCCUCGGCAAUGGAAUGCACCACCUAGGCAUGCGGGCCGAUGACGGUUCCAGACUCAUUUCACGAUUCAACAUCAUGCACCCGGAAUUCUGAUGAAAGGAUUCGUUGUAUAGCGCCCGCGGUUAUUACCGUGGUGUCGCACGACGCUUGUCGGGGGGGGUUCAUGCGCAUGACGACCCGAGCAUUGUCCAUGAAAAGGGCUGCGUUACGAAUCAGUGCCGGACACUUGAAAUGGCGUUCGUUUUUUUAUUUUUGCAUGUGAUACCAAUAUUGGCGGUCGCUCAAAUCAGGUUUCCCUGAGUUCGUGCUGGGCUUGCCACCCAUGGCAGUUAGAUACGAGAAUGCAUUUCGAGUCGCCGCCUUGCGGGGACUUUGAUCCAACCUCUUAUCCUC
Molecule: messenger RNA, 1262 nt
Organism: Neohortaea acidophila
Lineage: Eukaryota; Fungi; Ascomycota; Dothideomycetes; Mycosphaerellales; Teratosphaeriaceae
Exons: 1
Coding region: 230-913 (227 amino acids)
Source: RefSeq, a predicted model, not a curated record